Molecule: messenger RNA, 2569 nt
Organism: Caretta caretta (loggerhead turtle)
Lineage: Eukaryota; Metazoa; Chordata; Testudines; Cheloniidae
Source: RefSeq, a predicted model, not a curated record
AUGAGUCGAAUCUCCAUGAGAAAAUCAACGAGCGGGGGUGGAAGCAAGACCUUCAGCUCAGGUUCUGCUGGCUUAGGUGGAGGUUUUGGUGGCGGCGGUGGUGGUGGCAGAAGCAGCUUCAGCUCGGUCUCUGUCUCUCGGGUCGGAGGAGGAAGAGCUGGCAGCUUUGGAGGUGGUGGCGGUGGCGGUUUUGGAAGCAGAAGCCUAUAUAGCCUAGGUGGAAAUAAAAGAGUUUCCUACAGUACCGUCAGCGGAGGUCUCCGGAGUGGAUUUGGUGGUGGUGGAUACAGUUUUGGUGGAGGAGCAGGCUCUGGCUUUGGUUUCGGCGGUGGAAGGGGUGGCCCUGGGUUUCCCAUUUGCCCACCCGCUGGCAUCCACGAAGUGACCGUCAACCAGAGCCUCUUGGCGCCGCUCCACCUGGAUAUCGACCCGGAGGUCCAGAAAGUGAAAGUGCAGGAGAGGGAACAGAUCAAGACCCUCAACAACAAAUUUGCUGGCUUCAUUGACAAGGUCCGAUUCUUGGAGCAACAGAACAAAGUAUUGGAGACCAAAUGGACUCUACUGCAGGAACAGGGCCAGACGACCAUCAAACGGAGCCUGGAGCCUCUUUUUGACGCCUAUAUUAAUAACCUCAGGAGGCAGCUAGAUAACCUCUUGGGGGAGAGAGGAAGGCUGGAUUCAGAACUGAGGAACAUGCAAGACAUGGUGGAGGAUUUUAAGAACAAAUAUGAAGAUGAAAUCAACCGGCGCACAGCUGCAGAGAAUGACUUUGUAGUGCUCAAGAAGGAUGUAGAUGGCUCCUACAUGAACAAGGUCGAGUUGCAGGCGAAAGCAGACGCGCUGGCAGAUGAAAUUAAUUUCCUGAGAGCUCUGUAUGAAGCGGAACUGAGCCAGAUGCAGCAGCAGGUCUCCGACACCUCCGUCAUCCUGUCUAUGGACAACAACCGAAGCCUGGACCUGGACAGUAUCAUCAGGGAGGUCAAAGCGCAGUACGAGGAGAUUGCCAACAGGAGCAGAGCUGAGGCGGAGUCUUGGUACCAGUCCAAGUUUGAGGAGCUGCAGAUCUCCGUCGGGCGGCACGGUGAUGACUUGCGCAACACAAAGGUCGAAAUUUCCGAGAUCAACCGGGUGAUCCACAGGCUGCGGAAUGAAAUCGACAAUGUGAAGAAGCAGUGCGCCAACCUACAAGCGGCCAUUACCGAGGCCGAGGAGCGCGGCGAACUGGCCCUCAAGGACGCCCGAGCAAAACUGGCUGAGCUGGAGGACGCCCUGCAGAAGGCCAAGUCAGACUUGGCCCGCCAGCUGCGGGAGUACCAGGACCUGAUGAACGUCAAGCUGGCCCUGGAUAUCGAGAUCGCCACCUACAGGAAGCUGCUGGAAGGAGAGGAGAGCAGGCUGGCAGGAGAGGGAGUUGGACCCGUGAGCAUCUCGGUGGUCAGCUCCUCAACUGGAUACAGCGCUGGAAGCAGCCUAGGAGGAGGAUACGGAGGUGGGCUUUCCAUGGGAGGUGCCGGAGGAGGUGGCAGCUACGGUCUCAGCAUGGGAGGCGGAGGUGGCAGCUACGGUCUCAGCAUGGGAGGCGGCAGCGGAUUCAGCGUUGGCGGCGGUGGCGGUGGCGGAUUUGGCUACGGAGGUGGGCUCGGCGUUGGAGUGGGCAGCAGUUUCAGCUCUGGAAGCGGAAGAGGCCUGGGUGGAAGUCUGAGCUCCGGCGGGAAGAGCAGCUCCAGCGUGAAAAUCGUAUCCAAGACCACUUCCAGCAAAAAAUCCAUCAGAUAAAGAUGAGGCCCCCAGCGAUCCCUGCAUGAAUGAAAACACGUUUCCUAACUACUGAAAGCAAGUGCAGCCCUUAGAAAUCCAUUGUGUAAAUAGCUGAGCUAAGCCCCUCACUCAUGUCCUUUCACCUUUUCCCCGUGGAUUGGGUUCAGCCAGGAUCUUACCAUGGAAAUCAGGAAGGUUGUUGGCCAAAGCAUUGGUUGCAAUCUGUUUCACAUGUGGGGUUCUGACCAGCACAGAGGCCAGACCGUAUUCCUGAUUCGGCACGUGCUUUAUCGUUAAUUCCCAUGGGAAUCGUGAACUUAAAGAUGAGCUGAAGCGCUUUGCUGAAUCAGGACCUGUCUGAUCACCACGCCCAGUUAAAUCCAUCACUCACAGCUGAUGGGAAGGGGGAUUUCCAUUUUCAUGCUGUGCAAACGUGCCUAGAUAUAUGUUGCCUGAAAUCCCUUUCCUGUUUGGGCGUGUUCAUUUAAUUCACAGUAAAAAGAAAAUUUGUAGCGGCAGCCUCACGAAAUUCCAAUCCGUCUGUUCUAGCCAAAGAAAAUAGUUACACGACACUAUAAUACGGUAAGAUCUGUGCCCCAACAUGCGUUCUAAGAUGCGGGUGUCCUCCUUGCAACCAAAAACUAUCUUCAGCGCUGUCAUUUUCAUGUGUGAUCCGGAGGAAAAGGUGAUUGCUUUUUUGGUGUAUAAACUGAAGCACUGAUUUCUAAUUCUUUGUCCUCAUGGCUACCGCCCCUUGACUUUCGGGCGUAUGGUACCGUAUGUCCAAUAAACAGCAUGUGUCAUUUUUAAA